Nothobranchius furzeri (turquoise killifish) is the source of this 2791-nucleotide messenger RNA. RefSeq names its product free fatty acid receptor 3. Gene Ontology annotation, cellular component: plasma membrane. The record is from RefSeq and is a predicted model, not a curated record. Gene Ontology annotation, biological process: response to fatty acid; G protein-coupled receptor signaling pathway; positive regulation of insulin secretion. Lineage: Eukaryota; Metazoa; Chordata; Actinopteri; Cyprinodontiformes; Nothobranchiidae. Gene Ontology annotation, molecular function: bioactive lipid receptor activity.
GAGACAUAACACCAUUUUUAAAUGUAGCGCUUUUAGGGAAGGAGCAAACCCCGUAGAAGAGGUAGACCCCCCCCCCCAGCAGGUGACCCGCCUCACCGCUGAUGGACCACUCAGGUCUGGAUUUCACUCAUCAGGUGGUUUUUGUUCAGGAAACGAGAGAUUAGAUCAGAAGUACCAAAGCAGUCUGGGUCUCCGAGGUCAGCGGCGGAAACGUUUUUGUACGGAAAGCCAACAGGGUCAUCAUCCUUGUGCUGUUAAACACCCUCUGAUCCAUGAAAAUUUUCACCAGUUUCCUUAUAAAGAAGCGUUCUACGUUUGUUUCUCUGGCCUGUUUUACCGAAGUGUGAACGGUUCAAAGGUCAGAGGUCAAACAUGUUCCUCUGAAACGGUCAGCUGAGAGGACGCUUUUUGAGCCAGUUCAAACUACGGCUACGGAGUUGUGUUUUCUUUUCUGGAGGAGAACCAGGAAGCAGGAGCAGAGCAGUGCUUCUAACUGAGCCUCCUUUGGUUGAAGACCCGUUGGAGCGCGAACAGAACCAGAACAGGCAGCGUUAACGGGUCGAGCUGGUCAGAGCGCUUCUGGGCCCAAACAUCUCCUGAUUGAACUGCUUUUGUGGAAAAAACAUUUCUUGGAAUCCCAGAUUUCUUCCAGAAGUCAUUUAUCUUCUGCUUCAUUUCUCCCAAAGCCUCCACACCGCCGCGCCUCCUCCACCUCCACCUCCUCCACUCCGACUCUUUCUGCACCAUAAAACGGCCACAAACACGCCUCUCGUUCCCAGAGCCAGGCCAGGCACGUUUACGACCUUCCUGCCGAGCCCUCCGGUCCACUCAGACAGCACGCGCUUCCUGAUCGCUCCAAUUAUUCUGAAUCAUUUCACUUAAGGACCCAGAUGCUACCUGUCUGCUGCCCGGGGCUGAGAGGGUGAUUAGGGCCGGCCGCUGAUGGAUAAAUGCUCCAUACUUCUGCCUGACUGGCUGCGCCUCCUUAUCUGUCAUGAUGUCGUGUGCACCUCGCCCCCAGCGCGCCCCCUUCGUGGCCAACGCCUCCUUUUUUUGUUUUGCUACCUGUUUCAGAGGCUGGGUCUGCGCCUGAGAGGAGACACGAUGGAGGGAGAAAGCAGCUCUGAAGCAGAAAACCUUCAGAACGUGACUAGAACCGACAGCAGGACAGGCAUCCAGGUGGUUUCCUGCUUCUAAACCCCGGUCAUGGUGAACCGGGGUCCUCGCCCUUCAGCCAGCUUGACUAAGGAGAUGGAGCUGACGGUCACGGACUGCGUCGCCCUGUCUGUCUACACCUUCACCUUCCUGCUCGGGCUUCCUGCCAACCUGUUCGUCCUCUUCGUUUACGUCCGCAAGGCUCGCAAACACGGUGCCACACCCAAUGUGGUCUACGCCCUCAACCUGUGCUUGGCCAACCUGGUGCUCGUGGCCUGGCUGCCCGUGAAGGUCUCGGAGACGGUGCUGAAUGUCUGGACGCUGCCGCCGCUCGUCUGCCCCGUCUUCAGCUUCUUUCUCUACUCCUCGCUGUACGGCAGCUGCCUCUUCAUCACCGCCGUCACGGUGGGCCGCUACCUCAGCAUCGCCUUUCCCAUUAUCUACAAGAGGUACCGCCGUGCCCAGCUGUCCUGCUUCAUCUGUGUGGCCCUGUGGGCGGUGGUGAUGCUGCACCUUAGCGUUAGCCUAGUGGCUGAGGGCGGGGCCUAUUUUGUCGGUGUUAAGGAUGACGCCUCUGCUUGUUACGACCAUUUCAACAGGUCUCAGCUGGACGUCCUGCUGCCUCUGCGUCUGGAGAUGGCCAUCGUUUUGUUCAUGCUGCCUCUGAUCGUGACGUCUUUUUGCACGCUACGGUGCGUAACGUUGGUGUGGCGCUCAAAUCUGCCCCCUGUGGGUAAGAGGAGAGUCCUGGCCGUGGCGCUGUCCACGCUGGCCGUGUUUGUGAUCUGCUACGCGCCCUACAAUGCCUCACACGUUGUGGGCUUCCUGCAGGACGACAACGUGGAAUGGAGGAGUCUGGCGAUGCUGACCAGCUCCUGUAACGUCUUCCUGGAGCCCGUGGUCAUGUUGAUGCUUUCACCGGCCGUGUCCAAAGGCAUUCUGGGAAGACUUUGCGGCCAGAUGAGCCACUUCCGGAGGAGCAGUGGGUGUCGACACCAAGGUAAACCCAUCAGUAAGUUCACCAACGUCAAGCUGCCGCCCACGCUGUCUGAGAGGAGCCAGGUGGGAGUAGAGGUGACGAAAGAGAGUCAUGGGUGAUAAGUCGUCAGCGUUCACCUGAGAAGAACCCGCGGCUGUGACGUCGCUCUUCAUCGCUGACCAAACAGAAAAAGACCGCAGCAUCUUUCUGGCAGGAAGUCCAGACCAGUCCCAGCUCGUUGUGUCAGGUGGAUCUGGACCUGACUUUUUAGAAAAGCCUCCGGCUGGGUUUGACUUCACCUGAGCUCACCUGAGUCAGGUGAUCAGUUUGGUGACAGAUGGCUCCAUCCUGCGUCCGCGGUAACAGAUUUCAACAAAACAGAUGAUCAAUUUUAUUAUUUGUUUCUUGAUUGGUACAAAACCCACAAAUUUCCCAAAUAUCUGACGCUCAGUUAUUACAGGUUGGUCACUCAUUAAAUCAAAGUUGUGUUUUAGGUUUGUUCUCACUGCUAAAUUAUUCACCCAACCCUCCAUCAGUGACUGGAUUAGAGACGAUUUCUACUGUCAAACCUGAAGAAUCUGGUUUUAUUUGCUCUGUGCCUUUUCUUUUUACUUCAUCGCUCCUUAAUAAAUAAACUGAAUGAAAACAGAAAAUUAU